AUGACAACUACCAUCAUAGGUCCCCUAGAUACUACUGAUAGUGAGUUCUUGGAGAUUCUACAGAACUAUCAAGGACCAAAGAAACUAGAGCUAAUCGGAAACAUUGUUAAAGGAAGAAAGACAUCGGUUUAUCAAGCAUUUGUAAUCUCUGAGUUAACUCAUGCGAUUCAAACUUGGAACAAAACUAUCCCAUUGGCCAAUAGAGGAAUGGUCAUCAUUUCAGAGUUUAGAUUGCAUACACAAGAUGGAAUACGAGGUACUGAUCUUGGAUAUGCACCUCAUGAGAUUAUACAACCUCUCUUGCCAUUGCCAGUAUUCCCAACGAUACCUUUACCAUUUAUUGUUGAGGUUGUUCAAUUCACAAGGAAAGGGGACAAAGCUAAACAAAAGUUCAUAGAUGCCUGGAUUCCCAAUGGAUGUAAAUAUGGACUGGUAUUUGAUAGUGAGUCUAGAACAUAUAUCAAGUAUACCAACAAUAUUUGGGAGACUCAUAUAGAGUGGCAAGGUGAACUCAACAUUCCAACUUGUCCUGGAUUAUCAUUCAAUCUUCAACAAAUGCGACAGGAAUAUCUUCAAAUGUUC
Acytostelium subglobosum LB1 is the source of this 582-nucleotide messenger RNA. RefSeq lists its product as hypothetical. The annotation marks the transcript as partial. The record is from RefSeq and is a predicted model, not a curated record. NCBI's taxonomy places the organism in Eukaryota, Evosea, Eumycetozoa, Acytosteliales, Acytosteliaceae. The transcript has 2 exons.